GUUGACCUUGUGUGUUUAGUUGAAGGGCACGAUGGACGGUCUGCAGGAACAGCUGUGUGAGACCCGGGAGACGGGCGACAGCGUUGCCAGGGUCGACGCCCUGCUGAAGGACGCCAGACAGCUGCAGAACAAAGCCAAGGUUGGUCAGGACAAGGCGCGUCGGCUGGUUGCCCGUGGCGAUGAGUUGAUCGGGGAGAACCACUAUGCGGUGGAUUCCAUCCGGCCGAAGUGCCGAGAGAUGCAGCUGGUCUGCGACGACUUCACCGUCGCCAUGGCGAAGAGAAUCGACCUGCUCAACAGGUCACAUGACCUGCAGCAGAGGCUGGACAAGGCGAACCGUUGGUGCACCCAGGGCGUUGACCUCCUGGCCUCCCAGCCCAUCGACAAGUGUCAGACCCAGGAAGGUGCUGAGUCGGCGCUGAAGGAGUGCCAGGACUUCCUCGAGACAUUCAGCGACCUUCGGCUGCAGGACCCUAAGGAGUUCCAUGUCAAGUUCGAGGAGAUGCUCACCGCAGAGUCAAAGGCGUCUAUCCAGCUGGUCCUGAAGAGAAUCGAGGAUGUUCAGGAGAUGUUUGAGAAGAGAAAAGUGAGUCUGCAGAAGCUGGCGGUGAAGCAGCAGCGGCCGGUGCAGCCCGUCGCAGCACAGCCCUCACCCACACACAAGCCUCGGGUCGGGGGUCAGGCGCGGGAUGACAAACGCAUCUCGUCUGCAUCGACCUCCAGCGAUGGGGAGGGGGUUAAGAGGAGACCUCCCCGCAAGUCAAGACAUGCUCCCAAGGUGAUGAAGGUCAAGAAAGGGCCAAGCCAGCGGAACGUUCAAUGGAUCCAGGUCAUGGCGGAGGAUUCUGUGGAGGAUCGUGUUUCGCAGACGUCGACAGACUCCAGUGAACCGGAGGGCACGUUAGAGAACCUCGCCACCAAGAGAAGACAUGUGAUGAAUGAACUGCUGGACACGGAACAGAUCUACGUCAGCGAGCUGUACGACAUUCUCGAGGGCUACUACAAGCAGUUUGACAACCCGGAGCUGGCCCACCUCAUCCCCCCCAUCCUGCAUGGCAAGCGCAGUGUCCUGUUCGGGAACCUCGACGAAAUCUACAACUUCCACAACGAGGUGUUCCUUGUGCUGUUGGAGAACCACAGGGACAGACCAGCGCUGGUUGGCAGGUGUUUUGUGGAGAGGCAAGAAGACCUGCAGAUGUACAGCAAAUACUGCCAGAACAAAACUCGCUCAGAGGCGCUGAGACGCGACUGUGGGGACAACGCCUUCUUCAAGGAGUGCCAGCUCAGACUGGGCCACAAGCUGCCUUUGGAAGCAUACCUCCUGAAGCCAGUGCAGCGCAUUACAAAAUACCAGCUGCUGCUGAAGGAGAUGCUGAAAUACACUCAGGACCAGGAAGGCAGGCAGGACAUUGAUGACGCAUUGGCCACCAUGCUGGAGGUCCUCAAAAAUGUCAAUGACAUCAUGCAUCAGAUCGCCAUCACCGGAUUUGAUGGUGACCUGUCCCAGCAGGGAAAACUGCUGAUGCAGGGUUCCUUCAGCGUUUGGAGCUCCAGUAAGGACAGUAAAGUCAAGGCUCUGCGGAUCCGACCGAUGCAGAGACACAUCUUCCUGUACGAGAAGCUGCUUCUCUUCUGCAAGAAACGGGAGGACAUCAAGGAGGGGGAGAGGGCGUGUUACAGCUACAAGAACUGCAUACAGAUGAGUGCAGUCGGCAUCACAGAGAACGUGAAGGGCGACGCCCGUAAGUUCGAGGUCUGGCUGCACGGCAGAUCUGAGGUGUACACCUUCCAGGCCCCCACCGCCGACACCAAGUCCAUCUGGCUCAAGGAGAUCCGCCGAGUCCUGCUCUCGCAGUUUGACGCUUGCAAAGGUGGGGCUUCACCUGCUGCUCCUCCUAAACAGCAACAACAACAACUACAACAACUACAUCAACAACAUCAACAACAACAACAGCUACAUCAACAACAACAGCAACAUCAUCAACAACAACAACCCCAGGGCAGGGUCACGUCUGCAGGGGUCGUGCCUGAUCUGACCUUUAACCCUGCCAUACACCUUACUCCGCCUCAGUUUGACUCUGCUGAAGCUACUCGUAAGACUAACUCGCUCCCAGCCAACACACGAGCUCCAGGCAACACUACUGCAGGAGUGCCCCAGCGCCAGUCCUCUGACCUGUCUGACACGCAGGACAGCCACCGGCCGAACCUGUCCCCGAACACUGUGCACAAACUGAUGAAACAGAAUCAGUGGGGCUACCAGCCCGAGAAGAGUCCGUCCCCCAAAGAUUACAACGACAAUGGUAUCCCAUCAUCCUCCAGUAACGGCGACAGCGGCGUGGCGACGACCUCCGUGGAGGACGAGGAUUCCGACGACAUUGGCUGGUCCAGCGACGAGUUCUCCAACUCUGAGGACGAGAUGGACUCUCAGAUGUACGAGACACCAGUAGCCCUGGGCCAGUACGUGGCACUGGCAGACUACAACCCUGUAGAGAACGGGGAAAUCUCCAUGUCGGAGGGAGAAGUGGUCGACAUGCUGAAGAUGGGUGAGGAAGGCUGGUGCUACGUUUGCAUCAGCAACACAAACAUCGAGGGCUGGGCCCCGGCAAGCUACCUGGAACCUGUGGCCCCCUCCCAUGCUGCACCUGAUGCUGACAUCAGUUCCCAAGAUCCUGCAGGCGGGAGCCGGGGGAUUGAAGAUGUGGACAGGCAGAUUCCUGCAUCUGCAGCACCUACAGAUGGGAACAGGCAGAUUCCUGCAUCUGCAGUGCCUACAGAUGUGGACAGGCGGAUUCCUGCAUCUGCAGUGCCUACAGAUGUGGACAGGCGGAUUCCUGCAUCUAGUGCCUAGAUGUGGACAGGCGGAUUCCUGUAUCUUUAGGAAAUGCAGACGUGUUUAGGUGGAUUCCUGAGGAGCCGAGAAGACGUGCCCCGUCCCUUGUAGACGUGGAUUCGCUGCUGAAGCUGCUGGAGGAAGGAGAGCGGAGGAGGCAGGAGAAGGAGAAGCACAUCUCAGAGGUCUUCCAUCUCAGCAGGCCGCGGUCGGAAAACAGCUGCCGGGGGGAGGAACUUACCAGCACUGAAGCACUGAAGGAAACUUCCGACAAACCCACUAAUGCCAAAGAUGGACCAUCUCCUACCACAGACAGGUCCACUAAUACUGUAGAUGAACCUUCCCCUGCCACUGACAGGCACCCUAGUACGGUAGAUGAAUCAUCCCCUACCACUGACAGACCCCCUAAUACUGUAGCUGGACCUUCCCCUCCCACAGACAGGCCCCCCACGCCCAUCCCUGUGGACAUGAGUGAAGUGGAGCCAGCAGCCGCUAUAGAACAUGAUAUACAGGUGAUGGCAGGGGCACUUCCUCCUGUGGGUGACAACGGUUACCAUGACAAUGGUUACCAUGACAAUGGUUACCAUGACAACAGUUACCAUGGCACCCACUUGAGCCUGACUCCAGAGUUGCUUGAGGCCUGUGAAGAAAUCAGCUUUCUGAAUGCAGAGGUUUUUGACUUGGGAGGAUCUCUGCCAACAUCUGAGGGAGUCCAGGACCAGUCUGUGGGACAAAGCCAACUGUCUCCAACUGCAAGACCUCCUAGCCCUCACCCUUUUCCUAGAGAACUGCCAGAUGAGGGGCCAACUGCAAGACCUCCUAGCCCCCACCCUAUUGCUAAAGAACUGCCAGAUGAGACUGUCUUGGGUGCUCCUACUGGAACUUCUGUGGGAGAUCUGAUUAGGGAGAUGGCAGAGGAGGUGAGCAGGCUUCUGCAGAG
Molecule: messenger RNA, 3770 nt
Organism: Branchiostoma belcheri (Belcher's lancelet)
Lineage: Eukaryota; Metazoa; Chordata; Leptocardii; Amphioxiformes; Branchiostomatidae
Product: guanine nucleotide exchange factor DBS-like
Exons: 21
Coding region: 32-2848 (938 amino acids)
Biological process (GO): intracellular signal transduction
Cellular component (GO): cytoplasm
Molecular function (GO): protein binding; guanyl-nucleotide exchange factor activity
Source: RefSeq, a predicted model, not a curated record